Messenger RNA from Trichophyton benhamiae CBS 112371, 1971 nucleotides. RefSeq names its product carboxypeptidase S1, putative. Gene Ontology annotation, biological process: proteolysis. The record is from RefSeq and is a predicted model, not a curated record. NCBI's taxonomy places the organism in Eukaryota, Fungi, Ascomycota, Eurotiomycetes, Onygenales, Arthrodermataceae. Gene Ontology annotation, molecular function: serine-type carboxypeptidase activity. The transcript is spliced from 3 exons. Bases 1 to 1971 code for a protein of 656 amino acids. Gene Ontology annotation, cellular component: fungal-type vacuole.
AUGGUGUCAUUUUGCGGAGUGGCAGCCUGCUUGCUGACAGUUGCUGGCCAUCUUGCGCAGGCUCAGUUCCCACCAAAACCGGAGGGUGUCACUGUCUUGGAGUCGAAGUUCGGCAGCGGUGCUCGCAUCACUUAUAAGGAGCCCGGCCUCUGUGAGACAACAGAGGGCGUCAAGUCGUACGCCGGAUAUGUUCAUCUGCCUCCAGGCACGCUCAGGGACUUCGGUGUCGAGCAGGACUACCCUAUCAACACCUUUUUUUGGUUCUUUGAAGCAAGAAAGGACCCGGAAAAUGCCCCUCUCGGCAUUUGGAUGAACGGUGGCCCGGGUAGCUCGUCGAUGUUUGGAAUGAUGACUGAGAACGGGCCUUGCUUCGUCAAUGCUGACUCCAAUUCUACUCGCCUGAACCCUCAUUCUUGGAACAAUGAAGACCAGCCAGUGCAGGUCGGUCUGUCCUACGACACUUUGGCCAACUUCACCAGGAAUCUAGUCACGGAUGAGAUCACGAAACUGGAACCCGGAGAACCUAUUCCGGAACAGAAUGCUACUUUCCUAGUAGGUACAUAUGCAAGCCGCAAUAUGAACACCACUGCACACGGAACUAGGCAUGCUGCCAUGGCUCUCUGGCACUUCGCCCAGGUCUGGUUCCAAGAAUUCCCAGGAUAUCACCCUAGGAACAACAAGAUCAGCAUUGCUACCGAAUCCUACGGCGGCCGUUAUGGCCCGGCCUUUACUGCCUUCUUUGAAGAGCAGAACCAGAAGAUCAAGAACGGUACAUGGAAGGGACACGAGGGAACUAUGCACGUGCUGCAUCUGGACACCCUCAUGAUCGUCAACGGAUGCAUCGACCGUCUUGUCCAAUGGCCAGCAUAUCCACAAAUGGCGUACAACAACACAUAUGGCAUCGAGGCCGUCAACGCCAGCAUUCAUGCAGGAAUGCUGGAUGCCCUCUACCGCGACGGUGGCUGUCGAGACAAGAUUAACCACUGCCGCUCCCUUUCUUCUGUCUCUGAUCCUGAGAAUCUCGGCAUCAACUCAACUGUCAAUGAUGUCUGCAAGGAUGCGGAGACCUUCUGCUCCAAUGAUGUUCGCGAUCCCUACACCAAGCUCUCUGGCCGCAACUACUAUGACAUCGGACAGCUUGACCCCAGCCCGUUCCCAGCACCAUUUUACAUGGCCUGGUUAAAUCAGCCGCAUGUGCAGGCAGCACUGGGUGUGCCACUCAACUGGACGCAGUCGAACGAUGUUGUGAGUACCGCAUUCCGUGCAAUUGGUGAUUACCCUCGGCCAGGGUGGCUGGAGAACCUGGCUUUUUUGCUGGAGAAUGGCAUCAAGGUUUCGCUUGUUUACGGUGAUCGGGACUACGCAUGCAACUGGUUCGGUGGUGAGCUCUCAAGUCUGGGAAUCAACUACACUGACACCCAGGAAUUCCAUAAUGCCGGCUAUGCAGGUAUCCAGAUCAAUAGCAGCUACAUCGGUGGACAGGUGAGACAGUACGGCAACCUCUCCUUCGCCCGCGUCUACGAGGCCGGCCAUGAGGUGCCAUCAUACCAACCUGAGACCGCACUGCAGAUAUUCCACCGUGCCUUGUUCAACAAGGAUAUCGCUACUGGAACCAAGGACACGUCCUCGCGCAUGGACAGAGGCAAGUUUUAUGGCACCUCGGGCCCUGCGGACUCGUUUGGUUUCAAGAACGAACCUCCGCCGCAGCACGUCCACUUCUGUCAUAUCCUAGACACAAGCACCUGCACCAAGGAGCAGAUCCAGUCAGUUGAGAACGGCACUGCUACCAUACGCAGCUGGAUCAUUGUCGACUCCAACUCGACCUCUCUGUUCCCCGAGGUGGUUGGCUCAGGGGAACCCACGCCAACCCCUAUGCCUGGAGGGGCUACUACACUAUCUGCUCACGGAUACUUGUAUGACGUGACAUUAUGGGUUGUUCUUCUUGUAUCUGCUAUAGAGCUGGUAAUGUAA